This is a messenger RNA of Schistocerca americana (American grasshopper), 606 nucleotides long. RefSeq lists its product as uncharacterized. Bases 1 to 606 code for a protein of 201 amino acids. Gene Ontology annotation, molecular function: protein dimerization activity. The transcript has a single exon. The record is from RefSeq and is a predicted model, not a curated record. Lineage: Eukaryota; Metazoa; Arthropoda; Insecta; Orthoptera; Acrididae.
AUGACCGAUGAGCUUUGUGAGGAUGAAGCAUCCAAUCAUUCACAGGAAGAUUUGUUCAGUAUGUCCCUGUUAGAAAUAUUAGACAGAGUGAUAAUGGAGCUGUGUACCCGGUUUACUGCACUAGAGAACAUUAGUGGAAAAUUUACUUUUCUGUAUGAUGUUCAAAUUCAAGAAAUGGAAGCGGAGGACAUAAAGACCAAAGCAGCAGAAGUGUCUGAUACCUACACAGAAGAUCUAAAAAAGGAAGAUUUUAUUUUUGAAAUUGAAAGUUUCAAACACCAUGAUCUGGUAAUAGAGAGAGACUUGCAAAAUUCCACUGCAUCAUCCACAUUAAGUUUGAUUUAUAAAAAUAAAUUAGUAAAGGGGUAUCCCAACAUUACUGUAGUCUUAAGAAUAUUGCUUACCAUACCAGUUUCUGUUUCCUCUGGAGAAAGAAGUUUCAGCAAGCUGAAACUAAUUAAAAAUCAUUUGAGGAGGGUGACUGCUCAACGAAGAUUAACAAAUCUCAGUAUAAUCUCCACAGAGUACAAACAAACUGCUUCCAUAAACUAUGAUGACAUCAUAAGCGUCUUUGCAGCCAAAAAAGCUCGGAAAGCGAAGUUUUAA